Molecule: messenger RNA, 2355 nt
Organism: Oncorhynchus kisutch (coho salmon)
Lineage: Eukaryota; Metazoa; Chordata; Actinopteri; Salmoniformes; Salmonidae
Gene: plcxd1.1
Product: phosphatidylinositol-specific phospholipase C, X domain containing 1, tandem duplicate 1
Exons: 6
Coding region: 720-1655 (311 amino acids)
Biological process (GO): lipid metabolic process
Molecular function (GO): phosphoric diester hydrolase activity
Source: RefSeq, a predicted model, not a curated record
GAUCACCAGCCCUGUGCUCUAUGGGAUGUUCCCCUGAGGAACCUAGCUGUACCAGGUAAGACAGCUGGAUGGAUCACCUGCCCUGUGCUCUAUGGGACGUUCCCCUGAGGAACCUAGCUGUACCAGGUAAGACACCUGGAUGGAUCACCUGCCCUGUGUUCUAUGGGACGGACGUUCCCCUGAGGAACCUAGCUGUACCAAAUAAGACAGCUGGAUGGAUCACCUGCCCUGUGCUCUUUGGGAUGUUGCCCUGAGGAACCUAGCUGUAACAGGUAAGACAUCUGGAUGGAUCACCAGCCCUGUGUUCUAUGGGACGUUCCCCUGAGGAACCUAGCUGUACCAGGUAAGACACCUGGAUGGAUCACCAGCCCUGUGUUCUAUGGGACGGACGUUCCCCUGAGGAACCUAGCUGUACCAGGUAAGACAGCUGGAUGGAUCACCUGCCCUGUGCUCUUUGGGACGUUCCCCUGAGGAACCUAGCUGUACCAGGUAAGACAUCUGGAUGGAUCACCAGCCCUGUGCUCUAUGGGAUGUUCCCCUGAGGAACCUAGCUGUACCAGGUAAGACACCUGGAUGGAUCACCAGCCCUGUGUUCUAUGGGACGGACGUUCCCCUGAGGAACCUAGCUAUACCAGGUAAGACACCUGGAUGGAUCACCAGCCCUGUGCUCUAUGGGAUGUUCCCCUGAGGAACCUAGCUGUACCAGGUAAGACAGCUGGAUGGAUCACCUGCCCUGUGCUCUAUGGGACGUUCCCCUGAGGAACCUAGCUGUACCAGGAAGCCAUAAUGCCAUAACCUACUGUCUGGAUAGGAGUGACGGCUCCCCUGUCGACCUGACCCAACCUGAUUUGCUGCAGAAGCUAGACAAAUACAUGAAGCCCCUGAUACGACCGUUUGUUUAUAAAUGGGCAGUUACACAGGAGGCGACAGUGAAGGAGCAGCUAGACUGUGGGGUCAGAUAUCUUGACCUGAGGAUCGCACAUCGACCCAACGACACCUCUACUGACCUGUACUUCUACCAUGGAGUGUACACUACACUCACUGUAGAGACCGUUCUUCAGGAGAUCAGAUCCUGGCUAGAUGUCCAUUCUAGAGAGGUGGUUCUGCUGUCCUUCAGUCACUUCCUGGGUCUGAACCAGGACCUCCACACUGGACUUAUAUCCACCAUCAGAACCAUCUUCAACGCCAGGCUCUGUCCAACUACGGAAGUGGUGACGCUGAGGAACCUGUGGUCGUUGGGUUACCAGGUGAUUGUCUCCUAUGAGCACAGCAUGGUCAGCCUCUAUAGCGACCUUUGGCCUCACAUCCCCUACUGGUGGGCCAACAAGUGUAAAGCCGAGGCUCUGAUCGAGGAGUUCGAACACAGGAAACAACAUGGCCGCCCAGGAGGGUUCUUUGUGACGGGCAUCAACCUGACAGAGGAUCUGAAGUACAUCUGUUCUCACCCCACUGAGUCUCUGAAGGACCUGGUGAUGUCUACCUACCCUGCCCUGCUCUCCUGGGUCAGGGGCCAGAGCCCCGGGUCCGAGUCCCACUCCCUCAACAUCAUAGCUGGGGACUUUGUCUCAGAGAGCCACUUCGUACCCACCGUCAUCGCACUGAAUCAACAUUUAGUCCACUGCACUGGUCCUUGUGAUGUUAGCAGAGGAAACUGACCCAUCUGCUGUGUCCCAAAUGACACCAUAUUACAUCUGUAGCCCAUAGGCCUCUGGUCAAAGUCGUGUGUGUAGGGAAUAGGGUGCCAUUUGGGAUGCAUUAUCUGACACAUCUUAUUGCACAGAAUACCAUGUUUUAACUAUGCUGUAGAAGAGGAUGGGACUGCAGCAUGAUACCAUGUUUUAACUUAAUGCUGUAGAAGAGGAUGGGACUGCAGCAUGAUACCAUGUUUUAACUAUGCUGUAGAAGAGGAUGGGACUGCAGCAUGAUACCAUGUUUUAACUUAAUGCUGUAGAAGAGGAUGGGACUGCAGCAUGAUACCAUGUUUUAACUUAAUGCUGUAGAAGAGGAUGGGACUGCAGCAUGAUACCAUGUUUUAACUUAAUGCUGUAGAAGAGGAUGGGACUGCAGCAUGAUGUAAUAGAACUUUGCUUGUAAAAAAAAAAUACAUUCUGAUAGGAUAUAUUUGCACAAUUAUAUUGCCGACAGUGAAAUGUUUGCCUGUUGAGCUCCUCUCUUCUCUUCCUGCUCUCUUUUUUCCCCCUGAUCUGCACUGAUUUAUUUAUCUGUUUACUUUGGACUUUUGUUAUCUUGUUUACUAGCCCUAACCCUAACAUUCUAACCCUCUAUCCCUAACCCUCCUCUAACCCUCCAGACCUAACCCUCUAUCCCUAACCCUCCUCUAACCCUCCAGACCUA